Oppiella nova is the source of this 3081-nucleotide messenger RNA. The record is from the annotation of a GenBank genome assembly. Lineage: Eukaryota; Metazoa; Arthropoda; Arachnida; Sarcoptiformes; Oppiidae.
AUGAAUGAAAUCAUUAAAGGGAUGGCAGUCAUAAAGAUGUACGCCUGGGAGAAACACUUUUCUAAACUCAUAUCCGAAGCCCGAAAGAAAGAGAUGGCCAAGAUCAGAGGGUCCACACUAUUGAGAGCUCUUAAUAUCUCCAUCUCUAUAAUCGCCGCUCGAGUCAUACUGUUUGCCAUAUUCAUAGUGUAUGUGCUUUUGGGCGGACAACUGAAGGCAGAGACAGUAUUCGUGACAAUGUCUAUAUUCAACACAAUCAGAAACACAAUGACCUGGUUCUUCCCACAGUCCAUCGCAUUGGCCGCCGAGAUAUACGUGUCGUGUCAAAGAGUGCAGAGAUUUUUGCUUUUGGAAGAAAUUGAGAAUCAAAGCAUUGAAUAUAAAGACAAUGAUUUCGUAAAUGAGAAAAACAAGAAUAAUAUGAAUAUCUAUUUGAAUAAUAUGGAGACAAUUGAUGCUAAAGUUGAUCCAAAGGAUAUUAGUAUUAGAGUCGAUGAAAUGUCCGCCAAAUGGAAUCCUGAUGUUGAGAUGUCUACUUUAAAAAACAUAACAUGUAGUGUAAAUCCAGGAGAAUUAUUAGCUGUAAUAGGACCAGUUGGUUCGGGAAAGAGCUCAUUCUUAAUGUCUCUGAUGAAUGAGAUUGAAGUGACUUCGGGUUCCGUUGAAGUGAACGGAAGUAUAGCGUAUGCCUCACAGGAGUCGUGGUCUUUCAACUCAAGUAUUUUACAGAAUAUUAUGUUUGGAAAGCCUUACGACUCGAAGAAAUGGCGAGAAGUCAUAAGUGUUUGUGCGAUGAAUAGAGACUUAAAACUGUUUCCUUUCGGAGAAAAGACUUUAGUCGGAGAGAGAGGCGUGUCGUUGAGUGGCGGACAGAAAGCUCGCAUCACUUUAGCGCGUGCUCUCUAUAACGACGCCGACAUUUAUUUAUUGGACGACCCGUUAAGUGCUGUCGACUCUGAAGUCGCUAAACAUAUCUUUGAGAAAUGUAUAACAGAUUAUCUGAAAUCAAAAACUGUAGUUUUAGUCACACAUCAAAUCCAAUUCAUCAAAAAGGCCACAAAAAUUCUUGUGCUCAAAGACGGCCGACCCCUCGCUUUUGGAUCGUAUGAUGAACUGAAUAACUCUGGGAUUGAUUUCAUGUCUUUAAUAAGUGAAGAGAAAACAGAAAAUGAGAAGAAGAAAGAGGAGUCAAAAAGUGAAGAGUUAUUAAUAGCCGAACAAAUAAUUGCUAGAAAGCGGACUAUUAGCACACUUUCCACUAAAUCUGAUGUUGACGUUGAAGUAAGUGCUCCUAAAUUAGAGGACGAAACCAAAGCCUCGGGUUCUAUAGACGCCAAGGUUUACGCCGAUUAUAUCAGAGCGGGUGCCGGACCUGUCCUAUUGACGAUGGCUAUCCUCUCAACACUCAUAUCUCAGGGACUCUUCCAUUACAGCGAUAUCUGGCUUUCGGACUGGACUAAUGCAGAGGACGCCAGGAAUAUAUCGCUAGAAUACGAUCAGACGAAUAACAUAAUCAUAUACUCAGUAUUAGUGGCCACGACUUUCGUAACCCUAAUCAUCCGAUCGGGAACUUUCUUCAUGAUGUGUGUCAUAGCGUCAGUCAAUCUCCAUAACAGCAUAUUUUACAGACUAAUGAGGGCUCCGAUCGCUUUCUUUGACAACAAUCCCGUUGGCCGAAUUCUGAAUCGAUUUACAAAAGAUGUCGGAAUAGUUGACGAACAAUUGCCGUUGUGUUCAUAUGACUUGAAUAUUAUUGUGACCCAGCUGAUCGGUACAAUAAUUGUAGUGGCCUUGGUCAAUUGGUACCUCAUAUUCCCAGCUCUGGUCUUAAUAUUCUUUAUUCUGCAAAUUCGAUGGCUUUAUAUAAAAACUGGAAGAGAUUUAAAACGUUACGAAAAUAUGGCUCGAAGUCCAAUGUAUAACCACAUGACCACAACAUUGAAUGGUUUGGCAACGAUUCGUGCCUUUAAAGCUCAGCACAUGUUUAUGCAGCAGUACUACCGGUACCAGAAUGACCACACGUCCACAUACUUCAUGUGUUUCAGUGCCUCCAGAGCUCUCGGGCUUCCCGGAGGUAGUGCUGGUCUUGCAUUUACUAUGGCAUUAGGUUUAACGGGAAUGACUCAGUGGGGGGUCAGACAGUCAGCUGAAGUGGAGAAUCAGAUGACAUCUGUUGAACGGAUCCUCGAAUACAGUCGACUCACAUCUGAGGCCGAACUCGAAAGCGUCACAAAACCAGCUCUCGAUUGGCCACAAGAAGGGAGGAUUCAACUGAAAGACGUUUACCUGACUUAUGAAAACAGUCCGAAACCGACUCUAAUUAAUCUGAAUUGCAUUAUAAGAGGCGGAGAGAAGGUAGGAGUCGUCGGCCGGACCGGAGCCGGAAAGAGCUCUAUAUUGGCGGCGCUCUUCCGGAUGCAUGAAAUCGAAGGCAAUAUUAUCAUCGAUGGUAUCGACUGCAAGAGUAUAGGUCUUCACGAUUUGCGCAAAAAGAUGUCAAUCAUUCCUCAGGAUCCGAUCGCUUUCAUCGGAUCUCUUCGCAAGAAUUUGGAUCCGUUUGACGAGCACUCGGAGGACAAGAUAUGGGAUGUGUUAGCAGAGGUUCAGCUGAAGGAAGCGGUGAAUGAAAUGCCCGGACGUCUAGAUUACCAGUUGUCAGAAAGUGGUGGGAAUCUGAGUGUCGGUCAAAGACAACUCAUAUGUCUGGCGCGGGCUAUACUCCGACGCAAUCGGAUCCUCGUGUUGGACGAGGCGACGGCUAAUGUGGACCACAAAACAGAUUCUCUGAUUCAGAGGACUAUACGAGAAAACUUUGCCGACUGUACUGUCAUUACAAUAGCCCACAGACUGAACACAAUCAUCGAUUCCGAUAGAGUUCUGGUUUUAGACGCCGGAAGAGUCAUAGAGUUUGACAGACCUUACCUUCUGCUGCAGAACAACACCGGAAUGUUCUAUAAGUUAGUCAAACAGACGGGUAUAGCGAUGGCCAGCGAUCUGUUCAGAGCUGCCAAAGAGGCCUUCGAUAAGACAUCGGAAAAGCACUCCAUUGAAGACACCAUUAAAGAUAACAUCAGGAUUUGA